Molecule: messenger RNA, 5565 nt
Organism: Haliotis rubra (blacklip abalone)
Lineage: Eukaryota; Metazoa; Mollusca; Gastropoda; Lepetellida; Haliotidae
Product: ankyrin repeat and SAM domain-containing protein 3-like
Exons: 13
Coding region: 127-2631 (834 amino acids)
Cellular component (GO): cilium
Molecular function (GO): protein binding
Source: RefSeq, a predicted model, not a curated record
GUAAAUAUGGCCGAUAGGUGCUCGGCACUAUGUUGUCAUUAGUGGUUCCAUUCUUCUAAGGCUUUCGCAUGUGGCAUUAAUACGGAUUUUCAUUUGUGACAUUUGGGAAAUUAAGGCACAUGAGACAUGACAUCUGCAGAGGCGUAUGAAGCAUAUGAAGCAUCUGAUGAGGCAUCAGAGAGUGAGCUUCUGGACAAGAGUCUGUCGUUCUGGAAGGGAUGGGGAGUGGUGGAGAAGGAGGUGUUCACGCCGGUGCCACAUGACAUCUACACAGCCUGCAGCAUUGGGCACUAUGACUAUGUCAGGUCUCUCAUUAUCAGGGGAGAUGUGGAGAUUGAUAAGAAGAACAGAGGGAGCUGGACUCCACUAAUGUAUGCGUGCUACAUCGGCCAUGACAACAUCGUCAACUUGCUGAUAGACUCAGGGUGUGAUGUGAAUGUCAAGAACCACAAGGGACAGACACCGCUGAUGCUGGCUGCCAGCUGUGGGAAUGAGACUGUGGGCAGGACUCUCUGCAGGAAUGGAGCAGAGCUAGAAGAGUGGGACAAGAAAGGAUGGACAGCUUUGUUCCAUGCUACAUAUGCCGGCCACCAGAACUUUGUCCUCUUCCUCCUGGAACAGGGGGCCAACAUGAGUGCUGUAGAACCCAGCUCUGGUAAGACACCAUUCCUGGAGGCUGCAGCAGAGGGGCAUGAGAUCAUUGUACAGUAUUUUCUACAUAAUGGUGUUGAUGUGAAUGCACGUGCAUUUAAUGGUGACAUGGCGAGAUCCUUAGCUCUCAUCAACGGCCACAUGAAGAUAGUCAGUUUGAUCGAGAACCAUGUCAUGCCUAUAUCGACUCUACGGUCAGAGCCAGAUCUAGAUGGAGACUUGAGCUCCUCAGACGAAGCCUAUCAGCGACCUAGACACCACCCUUCACUCAGAAACUCCAAGAACAAACUGAGAGACCCAAACAUCACGGAUGGGCCAAAGGCAAUAGCCCGACUGAUUGACAGAGGCCACAGCGGCCACCCUGGCCACCCCAAUUCCUGUGUGCCAAAAGGCUACAUGACAUUCCCACAGGCAGAAGGACCACAGGCAGAGGAGACCAAACUCUCUUACAGGGAUGUUACCUCUCCCAUCAACCCAGAAGACUACACACUGGACAGUUCUGGGGGGCGAGAGUCUUGUGAUUAUGAUGAUGACAGCAAUGCCUUCUCCAAAACUGGUGCAAUAACCAUCAAGAGCAGCUCCAGCUCUAGUGGUGGACUGGUGGCUGCCCUCGGACUCCACCGAGAGAGCAGUAGUGACAGUGACGAGCUUGUCAUGUCAGGGUCACAUGACAGGCCAGCAGAGUCACAUGACACUAUGAUCGAGGACAGGACGAGUGUUUCACACAUCAGGGCAUCAGAGGCACAGGAUAUUAUUCCACAUGAAAAGAAGUCUGUGGAUCAUGACAAGACAAUAGAGUCACAUGACAGGAAGUCGAAAUCACGUGAUCAGACCUCAGGAAAGAAAGCCUGGUCUCACAUGUCUGAUUAUGACAGACAUGAACAAAAUCUGCAGCAAACACCACACAUCGAAUCUCAAAUGGAAAAUCUCCAGAUCUCAAACACAAGUGACAUUUCUAGUCCCAGCUUCACAUCUCGAACCAUAUCACAGAUUGGGAAGGAAUCUGACUCUGACUCCAGUUAUUCACCAAUGACCUCUCCUUCCAUUAUGAGAGACUAUGGCAGUGACAAAGAUUCCGCAAUUGUGCAAGAUUCAGAGUUUACAAAGGAUCCCACACCACUUGCACUUAGGCAAGAUGGCAGUGGCAGCAGUAUUCCCUAUGACUAUUUGCCCCCCCUGCAGCCUCGGGACACACCGUCAGGGCUGCGGCGGCCGCUGGCGGAGACUGCAUGCAUACUCCCUGGUGACCCCCAGGAUCUACACACCCUGCUGCAGCAGUUGGGGCUACAAAAAUAUCUGGCAACAUUCGAGGAGCAGGAUGUUGAUCUGCCAGUGUUCCUCUCUCUCACAGAUAAUGAUCUUAAGGAGAUAGGCAUAAAGUUGUUUGGUCCCCGGAAGAAGAUGACAAAUGCAAUAGCUCGGUGGCACAGUCGCGCCCCACUGGCUUCCUCCCACCUGGAGCAGUGUUAUGCUGACCGUCUAGAGGGGGAGAUGCAGGAGAUGGCAAUCCAGCUGAACCAGGUGUAUGCAAGCGUGGAGAAGCUGAAGGCCCAGGUGCAGCAGGAACAACAGUUGAGGUCAGUCACAGAGAGCUGCCUGAUGGAAGAGCGAGGGCGGGUACAGCAUGUUACCAUGGAUAUCAGACACAAAUGUGCUGAAGUCAAAGACACAGUUAAGAGGCUCAAGCAUUUCCAUUCUGAAAUCAAAGAGAGGCUGUCAACCUAUCUGAGCUCAGCUGAUGACCAAUCAAAUCACGGAUCUCAUUCCAGGCAAGCAGAAGUUAUGAAACAAGGCUUCUCAUUUGAUGACAGACAAACACGACAAGCCAAUGAUGUCAAAGCUCUGUCUUUGGAGAUUCUUAUCAGAAAAACAGAACAUUAUGUGAAAGAUAUCCAACAGUGUGUGUCUCUAAUCCUGGUAAACAGUGAACAUUUGAUGGACAAAGCUACCAAGUGCAAUGUUGAUCAAGGCUAUGGAUAGCAGGGCAAAUAGGAGUUCACUCUUAGAUCAAUUCACACCAAAAUGUUAGUCAUUUUACAAAUAUAUGGGUAUGCUGUCUUCAAAAUGAUUGCGUAGUGAAACUGUUCUGAUUAUGUAUUAUUGUUUAUUGUGUGUGAUCUAGUCAGUUAUGAACAUGAAAGGCAAUAUCAUGUUCUUUGCUAGAAACGACCAAGAUAAAAGUAUAUUAUGAAAAGUAUGAGUAUUUUAUCAGUAAAUCCUGAUGGUUUUUUAUUACGUGUUUAUGGAAAUACUACAUUAAGAAAUAGUUAUUAAAAUUAUGAUGGCUUCUGUAUAAUUAUUUAAAACGUUCAGGAAGGCAGUGAUUCAAGAACAUAUACAUGCAAGUUUUGUCCACAGAUGACACAAACUCUUUGGUCCUAACAUUCAAGUGCUCUAAUCAAUACAGAGGAUAUCUGAUUGAAUCCAGAAAGAAUUGAUGAAACUCUGUUAUUUUGAUAUAUGAUACAAUAUUGUGUUCAGUUGUGGCGGUGGUAGUUGCGUUUGGUGGUCAGAGUGGUUUCCCAAUGGGUACAAUUAGUGAGGAGCAGUUCUCAUAUCCUCCACUGUGAUAUUGCUGUAAUAUUAUAGUAGUGUAUAACCGUACUGACUCACUCACUUUUUGUAAAUUCAAAUAAAUUUUCUUAUUCUUUCCAAAGAUAUAAGGUUUGUUCUGAGUAUUUGACCUAACUAUUUACUUGUUUCGCAGGGCACUACCACCUAAUAUUCUUUAAAAUGAGCUGUUCCAAGACUUAAAAACAUUGUUAAGUUAAUAAUUUAUGUAUUCAAAACACAAAGUUUAGUCUGGAAUGGUAGAAACUUAAUCCGCUUGUAUACUCAAACACAGAAUUAGCUGUGAUCACACGGAUGUAUUCAUAAGUAAGAACUUCUUAUAGUUAUGUUGGUGUGGGGUGUAUGGUGUUACUGGUUGGACGACCAUUUUACUGUGUGACACAAACACCUUUGACCUUGAUUUGACAUUUAUCGGAAUCAAUGUGAAAGUUACACCUCCAGAGUUCUUUUCCUUUGGAACUGCUAUUCAACAAAGUUUUUAUAGACAUUUUGAAUGAUGUGUUUCACUAAUCAUGUGUCUAAUUUUAUGACAUUUUAGAGUGUAAGACACAUGCUAUCGGCCCAGAAGAAAUAAUCAAGCACAUCUUUGUUUUGAUGAGUAUGCAAUAUCGGGAGUAAUUUUAGGAAAUAAUAUGUUUAUAUUUCAUAUCAGUGUAAAAAUUAAAAAAUUACAUUAUGGUAUAGGAAACAUGAUUGUAGUUAGUUUUGUGUUUGAAUAUACUUUAUACAGUACUUAUUGCCUAUGCACCCAUGUGUUAUGAUGGUGUAAUAUAGCUGAUACUGAUGGAAUCAGACCAGUUAUGUAUUAUUUAGUUGCUGUUCCAGCUUUGUACUGUGUAAUGAGCAUGUUAUCACUGUUAUACACCAGUGGCUACUGAUUCUUUUCAGGGUUAAAGUAUUUCAGUCACUUUAAGUCUAACAGAAGGGAUCCCAACAAUUAUCAACAAUGAAAUGUUGUCAGGUGUCAAAGGUGCGAUCUCGUCAACAAUCAAAGAUGCGAUCUCGUCAACAAUCAAAGAUGAGAUCUCGUCAGGUGUCAAAGAUGAGAUCUCGUCAGGUGUUGAAGAUGACAUCUCGUCAACAAUCAAAGAUGAAAGCUCCUCAACUAUUAAAGAUGAAAUCUCAACAAUCAAAGAUGAGAUCCCCGUCAAUUAUCCAAGAUGACAUCUCGUCAACUAUCCAAGAUGAUAUCCAAGAUGAGAUCUUGUCAACUAUCCAAGAUGAGAUCUCGUCAACUAUCCAAGAUGGGAUCCCAGCAAUGUCAAGGCUGAGGCCACUCGGGCUGCCACAGAUUGCAUCACACCUUUUGUCACUGUUUCACUCCUUCAUGGACUUGGUCUGCAAGCCUACUUAACGUAGCACAUGUACCUCCAAUCUGCCAAAGAACUUGAACUUUCAUACCCCGGAAUAUUUUGUAUGUUUGCCUGUGACCACACUGUUACACUGCUAUGUUUGUUAGAGAUGAUUUGCCUGUACACAAUGUUGCAAGAGAUUUUAUCCAGUUGUCUUUAUAUGUUAUUGUUGACAUUUGCACCCUAUUGUGCAAGCAAGGUAAAUGUUUUACUGUAAUGUUGAUGUCGUACAAAGCUGAUUAAUACCUAUGGUGGUAUGUGCAGAGAACUGUUGUGAGAAACUGGGUAUGGGCAGGUACUAAGUGAUUCAGUUUUCCUGAUGAGCCUACGGAUUAAGACAUCACUUGAAUUCAGAUAUUUUCAUCCACUUACAAUAAUCUAUAAUAUUGCCAACAUGUUUACUUUAGCAGGCCAACAAGUAGAAUAUUUUAAGGCCCUAAUAUAUAAUUAUAAGCUUCCCAUCCCAACACGAAUCACUGCCAAGCACACAGCCACACAUUAUCAUGUGUCUAAGACAAAGGAAAUCUCAUUUUUACUACUGGUUUUGUUGACGAGCUACACGAUUUAUGUUGUCCUACAUUCAUACUUCCAGUAAGUCAUCCUUAAACUGUUAACAUCAACUGUCCAGUACUCUAUUAAAGAAUAUUUAGAACGUUGAAAAUCUAAUGAUGGAUUAUGGGCAAGGCCUUUAUUAACUUUGACUAUUUACAUCAGUUGGUUUUGUUACUGUCAUUUGCAUGGCCACAUUGGUAACCAGGAAAAGAAAUUUACUUAUCAAAUAUGAAUCUGAUGUUUUGAAUUGUAGCUUUUAUCCUUUCUGUUAAGUUAGGUGAGUUAGACACCUGGUCUGUGCUCGUUUACGUCAAGUGAUGGAUGCUUCCCGCCUCCUGGUUCCUCUGCACAACAGCUUCAGUAUAGACACCAACAUUAUCAGGUCUGUUUUCAGAGACAGGGCACUAUUGUGUCUGCAUAAUAAAACAAUAUGAACAUA